AUGGGGACCUUUAGCUUUCGUAGUGAGAAGAGACUUGGUAGAGGUUUCACUUGGAGGCUGGUUGUGCUGGCGAUAGUGUCAGUACUAUGCUUGCUAUCGCUGGGUACUACACCGGACAUGUACGGUAAGUCUCUGUUCAUGUCUAGCAAUACCACUUCCGAUGACUCUGGGUCUCACGAUGCAUUGUCAUGGAAGAACAAGACGACGCUGGCUCAUAUGGUGACAAACUUUCGGAGGAUGGAGUACAAGCAGUUCGAUCUUGUUAACUAUGUGGGCAAUCGCGCCAUUCCUGAGGGAUUAGACAUGGUUGAGUCAUGCAAGCAUAUAGAACAUGAUGCAAAGUUGGAAUAUGGUAACAUUACUAUUCCUAUCAUUCCCAAUUAUAAAGUUUUCAGUGAUUCCAUGAACCAGCCAAGUUCAAGGUUCUACAACUUUCUAAAGAAGCUGGCAAAGGGAAAACCUAUCGAAUCAACUUUCAAGAAAAAGUGGUAUAUGUUUGGUUCUUCGGCAGAAUGGUUAGAGGAAGAACAGUGCUACGUUGUUUAUAGCAGGCUGAUACUCUCUGAGGCCAAUGCUCGUGACCAAGCUUCAAUUUCAUUGAUUGCCGCCCAGGCGUUUGACAAGGACUGGAAUGAACUUUACGGAAAGCGCAUAAGAUACCUAGAUGUUGAAACACCAGAUGACUUUGAAGAGCAAUUGAAAUCAAUUGACACUAAAUACAACAUUACAGAAGAAUGCCUUGGUAAAAGAGAAGACUAUAGUAGCUACUUAGAACCCCAGAGCGAUCCUGACGGGUCAGAAUCAUGUAUAUUAGUAAGUGAAGAAUCAAUUAGACUUGCCGAUAUGGAGAAACAAGAGCUUAUUGACAUGUACUUUCGUACAUAUCCAACCGUCAUAGAUAUACCAUUUAAGACUACUGGAGACUUGCGUUUCAUGGGUCCAGAAGAUCCAAAAGUGAUAAUACGAAGAAAUGCCAAUAGAGAACAAGAGCCUUUAGUAAUUUAUAAUAUGAACGAUAAAAAUUUUGAUAGACGGUUGAUGUUUAUGGUAAUGCCGCAUAGAAAGGUCAACCCCAUCGUUCCAUUGGUUGAUAAAGAAUUUUCCAUCUCAGAAACACAAAAGAAUUGGACACCUUUUAUACGUGAUGAAGAUGCUGUAGCAGAUGGAUCUCGUGGUUUUGUUCAUAUUGUUCAGCAUAUCAUGCCUAUUACGGUGUUAAAAUGCUCGCUUGACGAUGGUAAAUGUACUUAUGAAUUUAGAGCAGAUAAGAUUGAUAAACUAAAGAAAUCUCAGUUCAAGGAUUUAAGAGGUGGAACAUCCUUUGUUCGGGUACCACAAGGAAUACCUGAACUUGACGGCCGCAAACUUUGGCUUGGUGUGAUCAAGAGUCACAUAAUUGGCUGUGGAGGUGCUACACACUUUUAUAGACCACAUCUUGUCUUAAUGGAAGAGAGGGACGGCAAAUACAGCUUUAUAUCUCUUUCCAGUCCAUCACAUUUUCAUCGUGAUGUCCUAAGUUGGGAUAUGAAAACCACAUCAAUGAAGUAUAUCAAUAUAAUGUCCCCCAAUUCCAUUGUGAGUUGGAAUGUAGUUUCACAUGAUCAUGAAAAUGAUUCCUAUGAGGACUACAUAGAGAUGUCGUUUAGUGAAUCUGAUUGUAAGAGUUAUGUGCUGGCCGUUAGAGGCAUGCUAAACUAUAUUCUGCAAGUGUUGAGAGACAGCUCUGACGCCAAAUAUUUGGAUUGGGACUCUAACGAUUUGGAUAUUCGAGUUGGAACAGCACCAAAAUGUGUAAUUUCUAAACUGAAAGAGCAUUGCAAAGAAUAUGGAGCGCUACAUAAAGAACCGAGUAAAUGA
This is a messenger RNA of Nakaseomyces glabratus, 1857 nucleotides long. It is a transcript of the gene BMT3, whose product is annotated as BMT3. The record is from RefSeq and is a predicted model, not a curated record. Lineage: Eukaryota; Fungi; Ascomycota; Saccharomycetes; Saccharomycetales; Saccharomycetaceae. Gene Ontology annotation, molecular function: mannosyltransferase activity.